This is a messenger RNA of Nymphalis io (European peacock), 6677 nucleotides long. It is a transcript of the gene l(3)80Fg, whose product is annotated as dnaJ homolog subfamily C member 16. The coding region runs from base 207 to 2618 and encodes 803 amino acids. The record is from RefSeq and is a predicted model, not a curated record. Lineage: Eukaryota; Metazoa; Arthropoda; Insecta; Lepidoptera; Nymphalidae. The transcript has 14 exons.
CCAAGAGUCUUCAGUCUUCCCAAGAUUUUCACGAAUUUUCAACCAUCUCGUUCUAUUUUAGGACGUAUGAGUGAUAAGAGAUUUCCAAUUAUCCGUUAAUUCCCAUAAGUAAUGAAUGUCAUAGAAUAAAUGAUGUUAGUGUGAAGAUAGUUCUAUGAAUAGUGUAGAGGUUCGAGUACGGGGCUUUGUCGCUAGCGCUCAAUAAUAUGCUAUGGAAAUGCAAGAGUUGGAAGGGACGAUGGCUGUGUGUGCUGCUGAUGGUGAUAGUGCUACCGAUAUUAGUUGCACAAAAGAUCGGUGACCCUUAUAAGAUUCUCGGCAUUCAUCGAAGGGCAAGUCUUCCUGAGAUACGCAAAGCGUACAGGCAAUUAGCUAAAGAAUGGCAUCCUGAUAAAAAUGAAGAUCCAAAUGCUGAGUCUCGAUUUGUUGAGAUUAAGCAAGCAUAUGAGCUGCUAUCAGACACAGAAAGACGACAGGCUUACGACUUGUACGGGAUAACCAACGAAGAUGACCACAUGUACAAACAGAGACAUGAUUAUAGUCAAUAUGCUAGAUUUAGCAAUGACCCAUUCGACUAUUUCAGCACACACUUCAGAACCCAGGACCAAGACAUAACCUUGUUCCACAAGUUGUCUAUUACAGCAAGGCAUUUCGAAAACAAUAUCUUAGAGAAGAGUGUUCACACACCUGCACUUGUUUUAUUCUAUACUGACUGGUGCUUUGACUGUGUUCGGUCAGCGACUGCUUGGAGACGACUUGUUGAAGCACUACAGCCGUUAGGGGUCACUCUAGCCACUGUCCAUGCGGGUCACGAAGCUAACUUGGCCAGGCGGAUAGGUGUCCACGGAGUCCCAUGUCUAACUUUGAUACUUGACAAACAAGUGUACAUAUAUAAGGAAAGCUUGUCUUCGUUGCCUAAGAUAUUGGAUUUCAUUCGUUGGAAAUUCCCAUACAAACAGAUAAGUCACCUGACCGAUCGAAACGUGGACAUGUUCGUGAGCGACUUUGAAGACAACAAGGUGAAGGCUCUGAUAUUCGAGGAGCGGCAAGUCAUCCGCCUCCGAUACUUGAUCACCGCUUUCCAUUACCGUGAUCGUGUUUCAUUCGCUUUCGUGGAUAUAUCCGCCCAAAAUACCCAAAAAGUCAAAGCCCGGUACAAGAUCCAGCGCAGCAUGGACACUAUGGUGCUGCUCAAGGAGGACAGCGAGGAGCCCGCCGCCACCGUCAGCACCACCGAGAUCCCCUCGCAGACGCUGCGACAGCUGAUAGAGGCCAAUCAGAUGCUCACCCUGCCGAGAUUAUCUUCCCAGAGCGUGCUGGACGCGGUGUGCCCGGUGGAGUGGCGCGCGGCGCGGCGGCGGCUGUGCGGCGUGCUGGUGUGCGGCGCGCGCGCGCCCGCCGCGCUGGCGCCGCUGCGCGCGCUGGCCCGCCGCGCGCCCGAGCGCCUCAACUACGCCUACGUGUACGCGCACGCGCAGCCAGACUUCGUCGGCGCGCUCGCCAACGGCUCCGGCAUCGACAUAUCAUCACUCGAACAUCGUAUCGUGGUGAUCUGGCGUCGCGAGGCGACUCGCAUCCAGUACGAGUGGCUCAACGAGACGUGGCCCACGUGCAGCCAGUGUCGACCCGACGAGCUGGAGGAGGGCGCCGCCCGGGGGGAGGAGGCCGUGAGAUACCACGAGAGACUGAACGAGACGAAGAGGGCCCUGGAGCAGCUCGUGAAGAGACUGCUCAAACCCAAUGAGGUGGUGGCGUAUGAAACUCGCGUUAAGGAACUGGUGGACGAAGCGGUGAAGGGCCCGCUGUGGCGCGCCGUGUGGCGCCUGUGCGAGUGGGCCGAGCGAGCGCUGUCGGCGCUGCGCACGCAGCACGCGCUGUCCGCGCUGUCCGUGCUGGCCACCGUGGCGCUCGUGCUGGCCGCCGGCUACUUCAUGGCCUACCUCAUACGAGUAGAAGAGGAAUCGGUCCAACGCCAGAAAGAGGAAAGGCGUCGGCAGAACGGCACGAAACGAAACAACAAUGAGCAGCAGCCUGAGAUGCGAUUGCACGAGCUACGAGCCGAGAAGUAUAACGGACUAGUCAGGUUGCUUAAGCCAGGUUGUCGGACUAUUGUCCUGCUGGUCGACGGGCAGAGCCGAGUGCAGCUGUUGUCUAAAUUCCACAAGAUCGUUUGGCCUUAUCGAAAGAACAAGACGCUGCUGUUCGCGUACCUGUGCGUGGACCGGCACGUGGAGUGGUUCCGGCGCGUGCUGCAGCUGUCGCUGGGCGGCGGGGAGCUGCGCGUCAACGCGCGCAACUGCGUCGGCACCGUGCUGGCGCUCAACCCGCACCGCAAGUACUUCUGCAUCUACCACGCCAAGCACCCCGAGUGUGCCAAGCCGCACAAGCGCAUGAGCCGCAUGACGGUGUCGCUGGGCGGGCGCGCCGCGGACCCGGAGGCGGGCGCCUUCAUCGGGUUCACCACCGACCCGGACUCCUCCGACGACGACCGCUACGACCCACCGUUGUUGCUGCAAGAAAACCUUUUGGAUGGUCUCGGAAAUUGGCUGGACCGCCUGUUCGAAGGGAGCACCCACCGAUACUACGUCAACUACUGGCCAGAUAUGACGACCAAGUGAAUUUAUACAUAAAAACUCCUUGGUUACCCCAGAGCCUCAUUUAUGGGCUUAAUUUUUUUUUUGUUACAAUGAUGAGUUGGCUGUUUAUGUUUAAAGGAAACGGAGGUACCUUUACAGCCUUUUUUGUCUGUAAUCAAAUAUACUGCCCAGAUAUAAUAAGAUUUUUCGACCACUUAUAUGGUAGGAUGAUGUUUAGACAUUCAUGAGUAUAUUGAUGUUGAUAUUAUCUAUGAUAUACCAUAGAGCUAUUUAUUUAUUUUUAAAGUUAACUUGCAAGACACAAAGUAGUUACAUUUAAAUUAACAGGUGAGAUAAUUAAACUAUUAAUUUAUCUGGCAUGAAAAUCAAUGAAUACUAACUAUACUCAUUUUUAUUAUUCAUAUAUUAUUUUACUUAAACAUGAUAUAUUAAAUAACCAAAGAAGUAAAUCAUUCAGUUUUUAAAAUUUAAAUUUAAUCUAUAAUUUAAUUAGCUCACUACAAAUAAAAAUAUUGCUAUCUCUUUCACUUAAGGGUUAAAGAUAAUGUAAGUAUUAUAUUUGUUUUUAUUCGUCACCAAUGUAAUAUAUAACCUCAAUAUACAAUGAAUGUUAAUAGUGUGGGUUAUGGUGCCCGUCUCUUAAAUAGUUACUGAUAGUAUCACGUUAGAGGCACAGUCUGAUAGAGAUAUAUUAUAAGUAAUAUCGUCACUUGAUCUGCGAUACAAAUUGUUUAUGAUUUAUUUGAAAGAACUCUUUAUUUUUUUUUUUAAUAUAUUUUCUUCGGUCUUUGCGAUUUUAAAGUAUUAAAUAAAAUUAUUUCAAUUUAAUUUGAGUUUUCUCAAAAUUACUACAUUAGAAAUGUCUAAAUAAUUUUUAUGUGGUAAUCUCAAUAUCUUUAAAAUAAUUUUAUUUAAUAUUUUUAUGUAUUUAAUCAAUAUUAAACUAAAUUAAUUUGUUAUGAUCUGUUCAUUUACAAAUUAAUGUUUUUUUUUUUAUUGUGAUGUCAAUAAUGGCGUCUUUGCGAUUUUAUUUUUAUAAUGUAUUAGUGAAUCUUAUGUUGAAUUCAAUUGAUAUCCACGUUUGAUAAGUAUUCACACUUUUCUAAGAGGUAAAAAUUAGGCGUUCUUUCACCAUCAACACGGCUAGUCUUGCUAACGACAGUAUUAAAAGCACUAUAGUCGUUUUUGACAAUAAUAAAGUAUGUUGCCAUAGAUAUUAUUUUACAUUUAAAGAACAUAUCAGAAUAACGUAUAAAAAUGUUCGUAACAAUUCCUCAGGCUGGCAAAAUAAGACAAUAAAUACAGUAUUUUUCUUAAAAUUGAAAUCGAAUAACAAAAUACUCUUCUGUUUGAUAUGAAAAUUCAUACAUAAAUGUUAACCACAAAAAAAUAAUCUUACUUGGAGAUUUCAAAGUCAAAUACCGCGCAACGUUUUUAUAUGUUUUUACUUUGAGGUUAUUUUGAGUAGUUAUAUACUUGAUAAAAUUAUGAGAAUAGAUUUUAAAAACAUUUACGAAAUGUGUGUCCGAUUACAUAUUUCUUGUAAUACAUCUCCUCUUUAGUGUAAUGUCUAUGGCAAUUACGGAUUUAAAUAUCUUAUCCAUAGAUAAUAAAAUUCUAGCUUCAAACAUUUCUCUCUAUAUGCUGAUAUUGCAAUUUUUAUUAUAAUAUUAUUAAACCUGUAUCAGUGCCUAAGAACGGUCUCUGACAUAAGUUCUUAAAAUAAUUGAAUACCUUAAUAUUUAUGAAAUAUAGAAGUAAUAUUUGUAGAUACUGGAGAAGUUUUAAUUGUUAGUUACUUCUAUGAAUUCUGGUAUCUUUAAUUGUUUAUAAGGAGUAUUUAAGUAAUCUAGACCAGCCCCAAUGUUAUUCGAAAUCAUUAAAUUUUACCUAUAUACAGAUUAUCGAAUCAGUUUCAUAACAUUUUCAUUCUAUUACCUCAGUCUAAAAAACCGUCGCAAUGAACAUAUUUUUAAGUAAAUAUAUUGUUUUAAAUAAACUCAAUAUAAUAUGAUUCUUUGUCUAUGGUCUAAUGUAAACUUUUGUAAUCUGUACAUGGGAAUCCAGACCACAAUAUAGAUAUCAAAUUACAAAAUUUUAACUAAAAUUAUGCUAACAAUGAAAUCAUAAGCACUAUUAGCGUUUACUUAUUUUCCUUUUGUUUAGAUAAUCGGUUUUUGAAUAUAGUUUUCUUUUUUUAUCGUCAUACAGAUUAAUUAUUGUUUCCAGCAAGUUCUAUAUAGUGGUCUCAAUAUUUUUAAAACGGUUCCAAGCUUCAUAAUAUAAGCUAAUACUUUCGAUAUCUAUUAAUAAUAUUUGUAAAUUAAACAUCUAUUGUUUUAGGCCAAUUUUUAUCAUUUAAGGACUAUAUGUUACUAGUCAAAAUGUUACCAAAUAUUAGUUAAAUGUUGUAAAUAGCAUAGAUUGCAAAAUUCUAUUAUAUAAGAACAUGUUCUCGUUACAAAACUUGUAUUAUUGUCGAAGACCAAGACAGCAUCAGGUUCCUUACCUUAUAAUUAAUAAGUAAAUCAAAACAAGAUAUAAAAAUAUCUCAUAACUCUUGACUAACGUGAGCUACUUUGCGUUUUUCCUGAAAUAAAUUAGUGCCAUUUUAAAUUUUAAGGUCUUUUGUAAGUCAAAGACAGUAUUGCAAUCUAUGUCUAUGGUUAUAUAGUUAUUAAGUAGUUACAAUUUUAAUGUUGCCUAUACUUUGCCAUGUCAGUAGCAGCAGUGAGCAUGUAUAUUUAUAUAAAAUUUUUAAAAUUUUUUAUGUAUGCAAAAUGAACUAUCGUUGAAUUUUUUAGUUUGUUAUCUUGGCAGGUCCGUUAUAAAAAGAUAAACAUUUUAGUCCUAGUAUCCUGUAUGGUGUUAUGUGUUUUCAUGACAAAUAUUAUUUGUAUUGGUUACAAGUUGAUAUUUUCAAAAAUAAUGUCUUAUAACAACAAUGCAUAUAAAAAACUUUGUUAUACUUUGAAAAUAUUGAAGAAUUUAUUUUCUGUUAAGAAAUGCAAUAUAACAAUAUUUCGAGCUCAAUAUCCUUUGUAUUAUGUAUGGUUGAUUACAUUUAUAAAAUUAUAUUAAAUAGUAUACAAGUCAGUUCUAGAGGCUUUAUUCCUAAAAUAUUUUGAAAGUAAAUAUUUUAAAACAUUAAUAUUAAUUUAUAAUUUCGGUAGCUUCUGAUUCUGUUGUACACAAUCUCUCAAAUACUACUAGUAAAAUGUGUUCGUACUACCAGUAGUACUAACACAUUUUAAACAGACUUCAAAAAAGGAGGAGGUUCAGUAACAGUAUAUACAUUAUAUAUGAUUAUUUAGGUUCUCUUAAUAAUUUCUAUUGAUGAACCAAUUUUGAUGUUUAUUUUUGCAUUGGAAUUAGACAUUGUUAAGAAUUUAUUUCAUGCAAGUUGUUAUAUAUAUGAGUUUUUUUUUCUGUUUGUAAAUAAUGUUUUCUUUUUAAAUUCAGUACAUUAGAGCGAGACAACAAAUACUCUAUUGUCAAAUUCGUUUGAGAGGAGAUGUGUAUAAUAGAAUUGAAAUGUGCCAUUCUUAUCCAUUAAUCAAGAAAUUAAUAAUCUAGGACAACAUUAAAAAUAAAAUUGUGAUGUCCAGUGUUGUAAAAUUGUGUGGAUCGAUUCCUGUUUGAUCAUUUAAGGUGACUUUCCCUUUCUUAUUUAAUAAUUUGCAUUUGGUAAACUAUUUUUUGUUUCCAUUAAAUCUGUUGAGUGUUAAGAAUUUAUGUGAAAUGCACUUUCAGUACAGUUUGAUGGUAAAAUCACAAACUUAUAUCAUAGAUAUUUAUUAAAAUUCACUUUUGCAAACCUAUUAAAACUAUUCAUGUUUAUUUAUAUUAUGCUCUAAUAAAAUGGUAACUAUCUUAUUUAGCCAAGUUUUUAUAUAUAUUCAUUUUGUGGUUAAUAAAAUAAUUCUCAUGACAAGGGGAUUUUUCGUUUAUUAUAAUCAAAACAUAAAUAUGUUAUGUUUCAUCCAACUAAAGAAGUGUGUGGUUUAUUGUGAAAUAUAUUCUUAAUUUAGGUUAAUUAUCAUCAUGUUUAGUGUCUGUAUAUUGUUGACGGAGCUUUUU